AUGCUCUCCAUCACCACAGACCUCUCACAGACCUCUCACAGACCUCUCACAGACCUCUCACAGACCUCUCACAGACCUCUCACAGACCUCUCACAGACCUCUCACAGACCUCCCACACCACAGACCUCUCACAGACCUCUCACAGACCUCUCACAGACCUCUCACAGACCUCUCACAGACCUCUCACGGACCUCUCACAGACCUCUCACAGACCUCCCACAGACCUCCCACAGACCUCCCACAGACCUCUCACGGACCUCUCACAGACCUCUCACAGACCUCCCACAGACCUCUCACAGACCUCCCACAGACCUCCCACAGACCUCUCACAGACCUCUCACAGACCUCUCUCACAGACCUCUCACAGACCUCUCACAGACCUCCCACAGACCUCUCACAGACCUCUCACAGACCUCCCACAGACCUCUCACAGACCUCUCACGGACUUCUCACAGACCUCUCACAGACCUCUCACGGACCUCUCACACCACAGACCUCCCACAGACCUCUCACAGACCUCUCACAGACCUCUCACGGACCUCUCACAGACCUCUCACAGACCUCUCACAGACCUCCCACAGACCUCUCACAGACCUCUCACAGACCUCUCACAGACCUCUCACAGACCUCCCACAGACCUCUCACAGACCUCCCACAGACCUCUCACAGACCUCUCACGGACCUCUCACAGACCUCUCACAGACCUCUCACAGGCCUCUCACAGACCUCUCACAGACCUCCCACAGACCUCUCACAGACCUCUCACAGACCUCCCACAGACCUCUCACAGACCUCUCACAGACCUCCCACAGACCUCCCACAGACCUCUCACAGACCUCCCACAGACCUCUCACAGACCUCUCACAGACCUCCCACAGACCUCUCACAGACCUCUCACGGACCUCUCACAGACCUCUCACAGACCUCUCACAGACCUCUCACGGACCUCUCACAGACCUCUCACAGACCUCCCACAGACCUCCCACAGACCUCUCACAGACCUCCCACAGACCUCUCACAGACCUCUCACAGACCUCUCACAGACCUCUCACAGACCUCCCACAGACCUCCCACAGACCUCUCACAGACCUCCCACAGACCUCUCACAGACCUCUCACAGACCUCCCACAGACCUCUCACAGACCUCUCACGGACCUCUCACAGACCUCUCACAGACCUCUCACAGACCUCCCACAGACCUCUCACAGACCUCCCACAGACCUCUCACAGACCUCUCACAGACCUCCCACAGACCUCUCACAGACCUCUCACAGACCUCUCACGGACCUCUCACAGACCUCUCACAGACCUCUCACAGACCUCUCACAGACCUCUCACGGACCUCUCACAGACCUCUCACAGACCUCUCACAGACCUCUCACAGACCUCCCACAGACCUCUCACAGACCUCUCACAGACCUCUCACAGACCUCUCACAGACCUCUCACAGACCUCUCACGGACCUCUCACAGACCUCUCACAGACCUCUCACAGACCUCUCAGCUAUAG
Knipowitschia caucasica is the source of this 1509-nucleotide messenger RNA. The record is from the annotation of a GenBank genome assembly. Lineage: Eukaryota; Metazoa; Chordata; Actinopteri; Gobiiformes; Gobiidae.